CUAUCUAUUGGUAGAGAAUUCCCAGUCCGCCAAAGAAAUGCCAAUCACAAUUAUGCGUAUACUCGCCUACAACAUAUCUUAUCCAAAGACAGUUCUAGGACCAGUUCGCUAUCCUCUGUGUCCUGUACCAGAUUAUGACAUGGGCAAGGUACAGAAGCUAGAAUCACAAGAAUUGUAUGACUACCUUACCCAUUUCCAGUACCCAUGUUAAUUUAGCGGAGUAUGCCAGGCAAUUUAUAGUUAAUUAAAAACUUAAAGUUAAAAAUUGUGCUUAAAAAUGUGACACCCUUAGUAAAUAUUGAUAAUCGAAGGGUUUUGUUUAUUUUCAGUUAAACUAACAAUACAAACAUAUAGUUAAGAACACCUACAUGAAAGUAGUGCUAACCUAGCUACUGGAGAUUAUGGUUGGAAUAAAAUGUUUUAAAUAUCUAAGAUUACUGUUCACAUCAGCAUUAAUUGUAGUGUUCAUAACAUUUACAACUGUAUCCAUUCUUAAAUAUGCUACCGGUGUAAAGUCAUUCACAGAUAAUAUUACUGAUGAUUUACCGGAGAAUAUAUCUCCACCUACAUUCUCAUUCUGCCCGUUUGAUCCUGUACAACAUACUGCAUGGGAAAAUCUGUACAAUUCUGAUACAUAUGAAAAAGUGGCAAGGAAAAUUGAGGAUCUUGUGGUAAACAUCACUGAUUUAGAGGAACACUACUAUGUUGAAAGAUUGAACACAAUGAGUGGAAAAUGCUUGGCUCUCACCUCAAAAAUGAAGAUUUCCCAGGAAAAAUCAGCUAAGAAUAAAUUCCAUCCCAUUUUAUUUAAGACCAAAGUGAAUGCAAGAUUACACAUGCCUGGAGAAGAGAUCAGUAUUGUGUACAAUGUGGAGGAUCAAGAUUCGAUUGACAUUGUGGAGUUUGAUGUUACAAACCAUUUGUGGUGUACUGCAACCUACGCAGAAUGGGAUGAUUCAGCCACCACGACUUGCAAAGCGUGGGAAACUGAUAAAGCCUUCUUCGAUUGUGUGAAAUCAAGUCUCCGAAGGACACUGCUUGAUAAUAACUCCAGCUGUAAUGUGCAUUUUGAAAAGUAUGUCAUGAAACAAAAUGAUAGUUUCAGAGAAUGUGACACUCCAGAGGAAGGGAUAAAAAGGAACAAACUAUUCGACCAAGCAAUUCUGCAAAUGUUUGACAAUGAUGAUGGAAAAUGUCUGCCAAGAUGUAUUUCAAGAGGUUGGAGAUUGAAAUGCUCGCUGAGCAGAUAUCCAUAUAAUGACUCAUCUAUAACAUCUCUCUAUGGAAGACUCGAAGUUAACAGCCGAAAGAAAACAAUCGAGUAUUACCUGAUGACUGAGCUGAAUCUAAUCGGUGAGGUGGGAGGAAUGCUGGGUCUCCUGCUGGGCUGGUCAAUCUUAGGUUCCUGUCUGGAUUUAGUUUCCUGUAUUUUCAUGAAAACAAUUAAAUAAAAGAUGAAAUACAAAAGAAAGGAAAAUUACAAGACUAAUA
This is a messenger RNA of Eurytemora carolleeae, 1491 nucleotides long. RefSeq lists its product as uncharacterized. Lineage: Eukaryota; Metazoa; Arthropoda; Copepoda; Calanoida; Temoridae. Bases 402 to 1451 code for a protein of 349 amino acids. The transcript is spliced from 12 exons. The record is from RefSeq and is a predicted model, not a curated record.